UAUGCUUUGAACACUAAAAACGAUGAACAUGAAGCUGCUAUCCAAGCCCUUAAGGAUGCUCACGAAGAAGAAAUUCAACAAAUUCUUGCAGAGACCAGAGAGAAGAUCUUGCAGUAUAAAAGUAAAGUUGCAGAAGAAAUGGAUCUCAAGAGAAAGAUCCAAGUUUUAGAAGAGUCACUGGAAGAUCAUAAAAAGAUGAAACACCAGGCCUUGACGGAAUUUGAAGCCUAUAAGGAUAGAGUGGAAGAUAUGCAGCUUUGUGCAGAAGCUCAGCAUGUCCAACGUGUAGUGACCAUGUCAAGAGAAGUAGAAGAGAUCAGAAAGAAAUUUGAGGAAAGGCUACGAAGUUUCAUACAGUUGCAAGUGCAGUAUGAGAAGGACAAGCGUACAGCUCUGGAAGACUUGCGAGCUGCCCACAGGCUUGAGAUUCAAGAACUUCUCAAGACUCAGCAGAAUCAGAAUGCUACUUUGAGUAAGGGGCAAGAAAAACUGGAGGAAUUGCAUAGACUGGAGCUGGAAGACUUGAACAAUAAAGUUGAAGAGUUAAGGCUGGAAAGAAAAAAACUCAUUGAGGACUAUGAAGGCAAACUCAGCAAAGCACAGUCCUUCUAUGAACAUGAACUUGAUUCUUUGAAAAGGUCUCAGCUUUUUACAGCAGAAAGUCUGCAUGCUUGCAAAGAGAAAGAAGUAGAGCUAAGAAAAGAAUUUCAAAACCAGGAAAGUGUUUUACGGAAGAAUCUGGGAAAGCUUAAAACUGAAUUGCAAAUGGUCCAGGAUGAAGCUGCCAGUCUACGGGAAAAAUGCCAAAAACUUCAGGUGGCUCUUGGUACAGCAGAAAACAAUGUUCAGGUUCUUCAGAAGCAGCUAGAUGAUGUGAAGGAGGAGGAGAUGUCAUUGUUGAGCAAACACAAAGAAGUGGAAAGUGAGCUAGCAGCUGCUAGAGAGCGCUUACAGCAGCAGGCCACCGAUCUUGUUCUCAAAGCCAGUCACAUUGGAAUGCUUCAAGCUACUCAAAUGACUCAAGAAGUUACGAUCAGAGAUUUGGAAUCAGAAAAGUCUAGGUUAAAAGAAAAACUAUCCCAACUGGAAGAGGAAAGAAACUUACUACAAAGCAAAACACAAAGUCUGGAUGAGCGACAAAGGCAGCAAAUUCUGGCCUUGGAGAAGAAAAUAAACGAAGCAAGGGAGACACAACGUGAAUAUUAUGAGAAGGAGCUGGUAAAAUUACAAGCAAGAUUGGAAGGAGAGGCUGCACAGUUAAAGGAGGCUCAUUCCAAGACCUUGGAAGAAUUGGCAUGGAAACACCACACUGCGAUUGAGGCUGCACACAGUAAUGCUAAUAAGGAGAAGAAAAAACUGCAGCUGGAGCUGGAGCAGCACUUUGAGAAGGAGAAACUGCAUUUGGAGGAUGAUAAGAAUCAGCUCCGACAGGAGUUGGAAAACCUGAAGGAAGAGCUGACAACGAAACUGACUUCUGCCAACCAGGAGGUGUGUCGUCUGCAAGACCUAGUACGAAAAAGUGAACAAGGCCUUGGGACUGCAGAAGGACAUAUCUCCAGUCUUCAAGAAGCUCAGGAAAUACUCCAGAAAGAACUAGAAUUAACUAGAGCAAGGCUGCGGGAGACCACAGACUCGUUGUAUAGUGUUGAGGGAGAACUAGAUCAGGAGAGGCAACAGCACGAGGCAAUGAUUGCUGCCAUGAGAGAAGAGGAAAAGUUCAAAGUUGACAGAAUGGCUCGUGACUUGGAAAUAAAGUGGACAGAGAACCUUCGGCAAGAAUGUAAUAAGCUUCGUGAAGAGCUGCGGCUUCAGCACGAAGAGGACAAGAAGGCAGCCAUGACUCAGCUGUUGCAACUGAAGGAACGUGAAAAAAAUGCAGCGAGGGAUGGAUGGCAAAAAAAAGUUGAAGAUCUUUUAGACCAGGUAACUAUGGUCUCUCUGGGAAUUGGAAGACCGUUACAGUUUAGUUGCUGGUGGUGGAUUUCCAGUUAUGUACAUGAAAUUGGUUGUGACACCUGUCUUUGA
Messenger RNA from Eurypyga helias (sunbittern), 2025 nucleotides. It is a transcript of the gene FAM184A, whose product is annotated as family with sequence similarity 184, member A. Bases 139 to 2025 code for a protein of 628 amino acids. Lineage: Eukaryota; Metazoa; Chordata; Aves; Eurypygiformes; Eurypygidae. The record is from RefSeq and is a predicted model, not a curated record. The transcript is spliced from 8 exons.